GGAGAGAAGUCCCACGGUGGUUAGCUCAAACUGUGGCUCGCUCGCACUCCGCAGUCGGAGAACGGUGAUGACAUCAAUGGGAAGUUUUAUUGUAGCUGUGCUCCUGGAUGGAUAACAAAAAGUUCAGUUCGUGUUGGGUGCUGCUUAUUUUGCUGUCCAGCUGACGAUACAGCAGAUCUACCAAGUGAAUAGCUAGUACCUUCUGGUUAAAAUUGAUAACCAAAGUCAGUGGCAUUUGGUACAAGCGGCCCCUCAAGAGUGUGUGACCAAAGGAAACCCCCCGGAUAGGCCAUUAGAAAAAUCGAAGAUAUUACGUUGUAGUUUUUUUCUUGCUACCAUCGUGUGGAAAAUAGGAUUUGUCUGUGAAGUGCUGAAGAAGACAAAAGGUAUCAUUGGUGCUCGUUUUCUUAAUCUUCGUUAAACAAUUGUGCAGGACAAUCCCCUCAAAGUCAGCGAUUGUUGAUAAUACCCCGAUCGAUAACCUCUCCAGGAGGGUGUUUGCCAUCGAUCAUCAAUCAAAUAGACGGAAAACGCUGCAAAUUCAGAUUAGAAAAAACACUGAGUGAAAGUGCCUAGCAUUUCGUGCUCGGUCUCACAGCUUUGAAUCUAUAUCGUAUCGUGCACGAGACUCCGAGUCGAGGUGUGUUAUAUUUUUGCACAGGCCUUGUCGUCGUCGUCAUCGUCGCAUGUUGUGAAAAGUCGUGUCUAUCCCAAAAGUGCUUUGCGAAGAAAAGUGAAAAAACGCACACUAGCAAAACCGAAGGAGAAACAUAACAUUAGAAGCAGGACGACGACCAGAAGUCCAAUCCACUUCCGGUAGUUCCAAAGUGGUGUGUGAUGUGAAGCAACUCGAAUGCUGUGUAGACGUGUGGUGUAUGGUUUUGGCCAUAAAAGCGAUAAUCGACUGACAGCGAAAGGAUUGUUUUGCGGUCAAACUUGGUGUGAAAGUGCAGCUACUAGAUAAUGGACCAUAACAACCGCACCACAUCAACAAAGUUUUGAUAAAAAUACGGAACCUCCUAUGCUGAUCGGGCGGGAGCUUUGCUUGUGUAGAUAGACGACGACGGCCGCUUGCACCACCACAAGCAGUGAGGUUACUACAGGAGCUCACAGAGCAAUCGGAGCGAGUGCUGAAUUGUCAUCAUCACCAUAAACGCUACGAGGAAAAGCGGCGAGAAUCGAGCGCCGCCUCCGCCAGCCACCAGCAAGGCGCUCUUCAGAAGCGCGACGACGUUUCAAAACGAAAGUGAAUGUGAACGUGACAGGAUCGAAUCGCCUGCUGCGACGACGCACUGUGUUACUAAACUCUCGAGUUGUGAUUAGUAAAGUUUUAGUGUAAUAGAACCGAUAAGUGAUAAAAGACGCGAGUGCCAUCCUAGUGGGCCGAUACUAGCCUAGUCGCGAAUAUGAUUAAAGUUACCAAAGCAACCGGGGCAUACGCGGCCCUGGUUUCCGUCGUGUCUGGGACCAUCGUAUGGUUCAACUUCCGACCGUUGGGAAUAUUCUUCUUCUCCGGAUUGGUGGUGUUUUGGUGUCGGCAGUACGCCAAUCUCCGCCUACAGAUGACCCCGCUGGUGGAGGACAAACUUCGACAUCUGGGCCGCCGGGUGCUGGAAUUCCGCAAUAAAAGGCCUGGCCUGUUCUGUGCGCUCAUAUCGGGUUUCCUGGUUGUGGUGGCCGUUCUCGUUCACGUGGUUUCCGGGGCGUACAUCGUGGUGACGCUGCUGGGUGCUGUCCAUCGUGGUUUCCACCAAGUAUGACAUCAAAAUCGUUGUCGA
This is a messenger RNA of Aedes aegypti (yellow fever mosquito), 1778 nucleotides long. RefSeq lists its product as uncharacterized. NCBI's taxonomy places the organism in Eukaryota, Metazoa, Arthropoda, Insecta, Diptera, Culicidae. Bases 1407 to 1760 code for a protein of 117 amino acids. The record is from RefSeq and is a predicted model, not a curated record. The transcript is spliced from 4 exons.